Messenger RNA from Erigeron canadensis, 1108 nucleotides. RefSeq names its product transcription factor ILR3. Gene Ontology annotation, biological process: regulation of DNA-templated transcription; intracellular iron ion homeostasis. The record is from RefSeq and is a predicted model, not a curated record. The coding region runs from base 114 to 863 and encodes 249 amino acids. Gene Ontology annotation, molecular function: DNA-binding transcription factor activity; protein dimerization activity. The transcript has 5 exons. Lineage: Eukaryota; Viridiplantae; Streptophyta; Magnoliopsida; Asterales; Asteraceae.
GUCUUUCAUCAUCUUCACACAAGCAAGCAAACAAACAAUAUACAUAUAUUUUUCCUAAUAUAUAUAAUAAUUUGUUGUGAGAGAAAUUGUUGGAGAUAAUAAUAGAAAUAGAAAUGGUGUCGCCAGAAGAGAACAACACAAACUGGAUAUACGAAUAUGGAUUAAUUGAAGAAGAUAUAGGAGGUGUUGUACCACCACCUGCACCUGGUUUCAAUAAUUUCAAUUGGCCAAUUCAACAUCCCCCCACUUUCAAUCUUUCUUCUUCUAACCCCCUUAGUGUCGAAUUUGAUGGCUCUAUCGUGGAUUCCGAUGGACAUAACGAUUCCAGAUCCAAAAAGCGGGGAAGGUCUGAAUCUUGCAAUGCUACAAGUAGCAAAGCGUGCCGAGAGAAAUUAAGGAGGGAUAAGCUAAAUGACAAGUUUGUUGAAUUGGCUUCAAUUCUUGAGCCUGGGAGGCCCCCUAAAAUUGAUAAGGCUGCUAUUUUGGUUGAUGCUGUCCGAAUGGUGACUCAAUUACGGAAAGAAGCUCAGAAGCUGAAAGAUUCUAACACAGAUCUUCAGGAGAAGAUUAAGGAGCUGAAGACUGAGAAAAAUGAACUCCGCGACGAGAAGCAGAGACUGAAGAUGGAAAAAGAGAAGCUUGAGCAACAAGUAAACACCAUGAACCACCCACAACCUACCUUCAUGGCUCCACCUGCAAUCCCAGCUGCAUAUGCUGCAGCAGCUGCCGCUGCUCGAGCUCAACCUAUGGGCAACAAGUUGGUUCCAGUCAUGAGUUACCCAGGAAUGGCCAUGUGGCAGUUCAUGCCACCUGCUGCGGUUGAUACCUCACAGGAUCAUGUGCUCCGGCCACCAGUCGCCUAAUUUGGCAAUCAUUGCAUGUGCAGGCAGUUUGUCAUUGAUCUAUGACUCUGUGUUAGGUUUUGUGUAACUAUGGUCAAACUUGGUAUUCUACUCCCCAUGUUAUAAUUGUGGUAUCUUUAUGAAGUUAAACUAACUGUUAAUGUGUGUGACUUUGUUAGUUUGUGUUGGGUGUGGCUUUUCGUGACUUGUAGGGACUCGAUUUUGAUUCGGCAAGUGAAAUCAUGAAUCUUGAUGCUUGUGAAAUA